AUGCAAUCUGUUGACGGAAAUCAAGCUGCUGCUUAUGUAUCAUAUGCACUUAGUGAUGUAUCAUUUAUUUUCCCAAUUACACCAUCAUCACCAAUGGCAGAAAAUGCUGAUGUAUGGUCAUCACAAGGAAGAAAGAAUGUUUUUGGACAAGUAGUUGAUGUCUAUGAAAUGGAAAGUGAAGCUGGAGCAUCAGGAGCAGUCCAUGGAGGAUGUGCAGCUGGAUCACUUGUAUCUACAUAUACCUGUUCACAAGGACUUAUGUUAAUGAUUCCAAAUAUGAUUAAAAUUGCAGGAGAACACCUUCCAUGUGUAUUCCAUGUAACUGCAAGAGCACUUGCAGGACAAGCACUUUCAAUUUUCGGAGAUCAUUCAGAUGUUAUGGCAUGUAGAUCAACUGGAUUCUGUUUAUUAUCAUCACACAAUGUACAACAAUGUCAUGAUCUUGCUAUUGUUGCCCAUCUUUCAACACUUGAAGCAUCUCUUCCAUUUAUGCAUUUCUUCGAUGGAUUCAGAACAUCACAUGAAAUUCAAAAGAUUCACCAAUUAACAUAUGACCAAAUUAAGAGUCUUGUUGAUAUGAAAUAUGUUGAUAGAGCACAUAAGAGAGGACUUAAUCCAACUCACCCAAGCCAAAGAGGAACAUCACAAGGACCAGAUGUAUUCUUCCAAGCAGUUGAAAAAUCAAAUGCAGAUUAUCUUAAAGUACCAGAAAUUGUACAAAAAUACAUGGAUAAAGUUGGAGAAUUAACAGGAAGACAUUAUAAGAUCUUUGAAUAUUAUGGAGCUGCUGAUGCCGAAAGAGUAGUUGUUGUUAUGGGAGCAGCUGUACCAGUUCUUGAAGAAUGUGUUGAUUAUCUUAUGAAGAGUGGAGAAAAAGUUGGAGUUCUUUCAGUUCAUUUGUACAGACCAUGGAGUGCUAAACACUUCCUUGAACAACUUCCAAAGACUGUUACUAAGAUUUCAGUACUUGAUAGAACUAAAGAAGCCGGAUCAUUUGGAGAACCAUUAUAUCUUGAUGUUGCAACUACACUUCUUGAUGCAGGUAAACACAUUAAAUGUGUUGGAGGAAGAUAUGGACUUGGAUCAAAAGAAUUCACACCAGCUAUGGCUAAAGCUGUCUUUGAUAAUCUUAAGAAUGAAGAACCAAAGAAUCACUUUACUGUUGGUAUUGAAGAUGAUGUUACACAUAUGUCACUUCCAAUUGGAGAAAACUUCAACCCAAUUCCAGAAGGAACUACCCAAUGCAUGUUCUGGGGACUUGGAUCUGAUGGAACUGUUGGAGCUAAUCAUGAUGCUAUUAGAAUUAUUGGACAAAAUACUGAUAUGUAUGUACAAGGAUACUUCUCAUAUGAUGCCCAUAAAUCAGGAGGAGUUACAGUAUCACAUCUUAGAUUUGGACAAAAACCAAUUAAAUCCCAAUAUCUUAUUCAAAAUGCUGAUUAUACAGCAUGUCAUUUCCCUAAUUAUGUUAAGAAAUAUAAAUUACUUGAUGCAGCUAAACCAAAUUCAGUCUUUGUUCUUAAUUGCCCAUGGACAGGAGCUGAAUUAGAAGCACAACUUCCAGGAUCACUUAAGAGAGUUAUUGCUGAGAAACAAAUUAAAUUCUAUACUAUUGAUGCUAUUAAGAUUGGACAAGAAGUUAAACUUGGAAGAAGAAUUAACAUGAUUAUGCAAACUGUUUUCUUCAAACUUGCAAAUGUUAUUCCAUUUGAAAAAGCUAUUGUUCUUCUUAAAGAAGCAGUCCAAAAGACUUAUGGAGCUAAAGGACCAGCUAUUGUUAAAAUGAAUCAUGAUGCUAUUGAUAAGGCACUUGAUGGACUUGUUGAAGUUAAAGUUCCAGCUGAAUGGGCUAAUGCACCAUUAGAAGCUGUUACUAAGAUUGAAGCACCAGAAUUUGUUACUGAUGUCCUUAUGCCACAACUUGCAAUGAAAGGAAAUGAACUUCCAGUCUCUAAAUUUGCAGCUGAUGGAUUUAUGCCAAUGGGAACAACCAAAUAUGAAAAGAGAGGAAUUGCUACUAAGAUUCCAACCUGGGAAGCAUCAAAAUGUGUCCAAUGUAACAUGUGUUCACUUUAUUGUCCACAUGCUGCUAUUAGAUGCUUCUAUUUAACACCAGAAGAAUCAGCUAAAGCACCAGCUGAAUUUGUCCAAAUUGACGGAAAAGCACAACAAGCCGGAUAUAAAUUCAGAAUUCAAGUCUCAGCUAUGGAUUGUACAGGAUGUGAAGUAUGUACUACUGCAUGCCCAGUUAAAUGUUUGAGCAUGACACCAUUUGAACAAGUUUCAGAAGUUGAAUCAAAGAAUUGGGAAUUUGCUAUGACUCUUUCACCAAAGAAUUCACUUUCAGAUAGAUCUAACAUUAAGACAACUAUGAUUCAUCAACCAUAUCUUGAAUUCUCAGGAGCAUGUGAAGGAUGUAAUGAAACCGCACUUGUUAAAUUAAUUACACAAUUAUAUGGAGAAAGAACAAUUAUUGCUAAUGCUACUGGAUGUUCAUCAAUUUGGGGAGCUACAUGGGGAACCAACCCAUACACUGUUGAUGGAGAAGGAAGAGGACCAGCUUGGGGUAACUCAUUAUUCGAAGAUAAUGCCGAAUAUGGAUUUGGUAUGUUCAAAGCUAAUGAACAAAGAAGACUUUAUCUUGAACAAAUUUGUAAAGAAGCUAUUGCUGAAGGAAAAUUAAGUAAUGAACUCAAGACUCUUCUUGAAGAAUGGAUUGCUAAGAAAGAAGAUGCCAAUGAAUCAGAAAAGAUUUAUGCAGCAGUCAAACCAUUAUUAGCCGCAGAAAAAGAUAAAUCCGAAGUACUUGGACUUAUUGAACAAAAUAGUGAUAUGUUUGUUAAGAUUUCUCACUGGAUUGUUGGAGGAGAUGGAUGGGCUUAUGAUAUUGGAUACAAUGGAGUUGAUCAUGUUCUUGCAUCAGGACAUAAUGUUAAUAUUCUUGUUCUUGAUACUGAAAUGUAUUCAAAUACUGGAGGACAAAAAUCAAAGGCUACCAACCUUGGAGCUGUAGUUAAAUUUGCAUCCUCAGGAUGUAAGAGACCAAAGAAAGAUCUUGGAGCUAUUGCUAUGGCAUAUGGUGAUGUUUAUGUAGCAUCAAUUGCACUUGGAGCUAAUCCAGCUCAAGCAUUCAAAGCAUUCAAGGAAGCUGAAUCAUACAAUGGAGUUUCUCUUAUUAUUGCUUAUUGCCCAUGUAAAGAACAAGGAGUCCCAUUACAAAAAUCAAUUGAAGAAGCUAAAAUGGCAGUUAACAGUGGAUACUGGUCAUUGUAUAGAUAUGAUCCAAGAUUAGUUGAACAAGGAAAACCAGGAUUACAACUUGAUUGUAGUGAAGUUAAAGGUGAUCUCGAAGCCUUCCUUGCACGUGAAAACAGAUUUGCACUUCUUGGAAGAAAGGAUAAGGAAACUGCUGAUAAGCUUCAUGCCCAAUUGAAAGCCAAUAUUGAUAAGAAACUUGCCCAUCUUAAGGUUGUUUCUAAACAAGCUUAA
Molecule: messenger RNA, 3489 nt
Organism: Entamoeba nuttalli P19
Lineage: Eukaryota; Evosea; Mastigamoebida; Endamoebidae
Product: pyruvate:ferredoxin (flavodoxin) oxidoreductase
Exons: 1
Coding region: 1-3489 (1162 amino acids)
Biological process (GO): electron transport chain; response to oxidative stress
Molecular function (GO): iron ion binding; oxidoreductase activity, acting on the aldehyde or oxo group of donors; thiamine pyrophosphate binding
Source: RefSeq, a predicted model, not a curated record